This is a messenger RNA of Lymnaea stagnalis (great pond snail), 1935 nucleotides long. Lineage: Eukaryota; Metazoa; Mollusca; Gastropoda; Lymnaeidae. The record is from the annotation of a GenBank genome assembly.
AUGUACUUUAGAAUAACUAUAAUGUAUUGUUUCAAUGCUGUAGAUAUAGAUGAAUGUGAACUGGGCACAAGUGGCUGUCAACAAAGGUGUACAAAUGAAGUGGGAACAUUUGUGUGCUCAUGCAAUGAUGGCUAUGAAAUAGAUAAAGAUAAGCUUAAGUGUUAUGGUUAGUCUGAAUUUUAACUUGUGUAAUGUGCUUUAACUGGUAUUAUUAUUGCAUUUGACUUGAAUAAACCUUUUUAUUUUUUAAAAAUCAUUAUUAUAGCGCAUUAAGUACAUUACAACUUUAUGGAAGAUAAUAAAGCUAUAAAUUUUAGAUAGAAACCUUCUUGGGCUCCUAAGUAUUUCAUAUGGAAGUUCUAAAAGUAAAUAUUAGAAGAGAUUUUUUUAAAAUUUUAAAUAAAAUUGAUUUUGAAUAUGUAGUUUUCAAAAUUUAAAACCUUUAAAUUUGUGUUUGUGUACUCAAUAUUUAUAUGACUGUUGCAUCUUUCAUUAUUUUAUUUCUUUCAAUCCAAACAUAUACCUUAUUGUCAUCCCUAAUAGAAUCAGCCAGUUACAGUCUCCAAGUAACGCUUGACAUGGAUGUAUCAGGAAAAAAUCUUAAAGAGCAACAAGGAAAAGCUUAUCUGGAACUCAAAGGGUUGUUAGAACCUGUGGUGAGUUAAGUCAGUGAAUGUUGUUGUUUGACCAUUAUUCAAUCUAGAACUCAAAGGGUUGUUAGAACCUGUGGUGAGUUAAGUCAGUGAAUGUUGUUGUUUGACCAUUAUUCAUGAAAUUUUAUAUCCCUGAAAUGUUAAAUUCAAGCAGAGGCAUGCUGUUCCUUGUACUUUCAAUAUAUGAUGAUAAUUAUAUAGCCUAAAAGUUUUUCAAAUCUUAAGCCUUGUCUAAUGUGCUGUAAAUAGGUCUCACAUGCGCUCUAGUAAUAUUUGAAAGUAAACUCCAAUCCUGACAUUACUGGGGCUAACAAUCAGUUUCCUUGAGAGCAGCAAUAUUUUGACAGUUUAUAUUUGAAAAUCGUUUGCAUUUAUUGAGUUUUGUAGAUGCAACAAUGAGACAUUGAUUCAAAUUUUAGUUUUGUAUAUAUUUUCAGUUGAAGGAGAAAAUCCAAGCUGAGGUUCAAGGGCUCAGAGAUGUUUUCAUAACUAAAUUGAGGUGGGUAAGGCUUAGCAGAUUUAAGGGAACUGAAUUUUAAUAUACUGACAUUAGCUUCUUCUAUAUAACAAUAGUUUUUUUUACUACAUUUAGUCUUAAGUAUAAACAUAAUUUAACUUUUAAUCUUGAAAAAAAUUGAUAUUUUUUCAAAUACAGUACCCCCAAGUAAAGCAAUGUACCAUUUUAAGCUGUCAUAGCUAUAGUGUAUGAUCUGUCUUCUACAGACAUGGCAGUGUUAUAGUGGACCUGUCUGUUAUUAUUGACAUCGUCACCUCUCCCAAUGCUUCCAGUAAAAUGGUGGAAGCAAUAAUGAAAAUUGCACAAGAGGGUUUGCUGGUUAAUGGAACACACUACAAAGCUGAAGUUAAGGUUGGAAACAUAACAGGUACAAAUGGCUAAAUGCAUUCAUUUGAUAAAUGUAAACUUAUGGAUACAUUGCGUGUCCAUAAAUCUUAAUUAAUUUUAAUUUUGAAUUUAUUAACUAUAAUUGUAGAGAUGAUGAAGUAUUUGGCUUUUUAGAAAUGGCUCACACAAAAAUGCUUCCCUUUAUAAGAAAAGCUUCUUUAUAUAAAAAAAAUGCUUUUCUCAAUGAAGUUUUUUGGCACUAUCUUAUGCUGAAAAUCUCUUGUUAUUAUACAUAACAUAUCUCAAUCUGCAGUGCCUCCUAUCCUUGAAAAAUGUACCAUUUUGAACGCGAUAGAGAAUUGUACGUCUGACACAUAUUGCAGCAUAAACAAGGAUGGUGAAGCUUAUUGCGGGGAAGCACUAAUAAAGAGGUAUUAG